Molecule: messenger RNA, 2437 nt
Organism: Harpegnathos saltator (Jerdon's jumping ant)
Lineage: Eukaryota; Metazoa; Arthropoda; Insecta; Hymenoptera; Formicidae
Product: protein Skeletor knk
Exons: 12
Coding region: 113-2158 (681 amino acids)
Source: RefSeq, a predicted model, not a curated record
GCUAAAUCGUGACGGUUCUUCACAAUCUACGAUAGAUCUCGUUCGUUCUUCGCUGUUUGCGUUCUAGUCGUCUUGUCGUGCGUCACGAAGCUCUUAGAGGAAAGAUGAAGCGAUGGCAGGUGUCAUGAGAACUAGAAGAGCGAGUGUUCUUGCGACGUUUCUAGGAUGUUUGCUGUUUCCUUGCGCUUAUACGCAAGAAGAUAAUGGAGAAUAUAAAGGGAAAUAUCUAGGAAAAUUGAAUCCAUAUCAUCAUCAAGUCUCCGGUGACGUCUGGGCUGUGGACCAGUACACCUUGUUGCUAACUUCUUUCAAUUACGAUGGCAAUGGAGCUGACACGUUUUUCUGGGCAGGAGGGUCCAACAGACCGGGGCCUCAAGGAUUUAUCGUUCCCGAUGAGUGGGGCAAGACGAAUAUCUUAUUGCGAUACUUCAACAAGGAUUUUACGUUGACUUUGCCUGAUAAUAAAAAAAUUACGGAUAUCAAAUGGUUUGCAGUGUAUGACCUAUCGAGUCAGAAUACUUUCGGUGAUGUGUACAUCCCAGAAGAAUUUGAUCCACCUGCACCUCAGAAGAUAUCGCAGUUGAGUAGAAGAUCUCAUAACGUCUCGUCAGAGUCCAUCGUAAUUUUAGACUCAAAAACCAUCAGCAUACCGCAGUUUAUCUACGAUGGACAAGGUGCGGACACGUAUUUUUGGGUCGGUCUUGGCCCACAACCGUCCAGCAAGGGCCAGAAAGUGCCCGAUGAAUACGGAUACAUGAAUCCUCUUAGAGCAUAUAAUAACGAAGACGUUACAUUGGAAUUGCCUGGCGAUAUGACUGUUUUCAACAUAGAUUGGCUAAGCGUCUUCGACUUGAAAACUAAAUCGAACUACGGUUCCGUCAUCAUACCGGAUGGACUCAAUGUACCGCCAUCGUUGAUCAAAGUCAUUAAGCAAACGCAGUCUCUUCCGAAUUGCGUUCAGCUGCACAAACGCUACCAAGUCGCCUGGGAGAUCUUUGGUCCACAAAUCACUAUCCAAUUGACAGGUCAGGUCGAUGAAGACGAGUACAUGGCAUUCGGUUUGUCGGGUUCGGAAGAUUCCAGCCGCAUGGAAGGUGCGGACAUAGCCGUCGCGUAUAUGGACGGCACCUGUGGAUACGCAACGGAUUAUAACAUUACAGCAAAAGCGCCAUGUGGGAAAGUUCUCGGCCAGUACAAAGGCGUUUGCAGAGACGAGCUUCUUGGCGGUUUGGACAGCAAUCAGCUGUACACCGCAGUGAGAGAAAAUGGUAUCAACACUAUCACGUACAGACGUACACUCAUUCCAUCCGAUCCCGGAGACAAGGAAUUCCCUACGGAUAAACCAGUCUAUGUAGUUUGGGCCUUGGGUAGACUCGAUAAAACCAACAACGAGCCCAGCUUUCAUGAUUUAUAUCCGACGAGUGAUGUAAUAUUAGAGUUGAAUCGCAAAGAGCCGGAGAACAGUUGCAUCGAUUUCACAGAGAGUAGCAAUAAGUUCUAUCAGAGAGAACCUUGGCAGAAGGCGGAGAUAUUCGACAGAAGCGUUAGAACCUUCAAAGCGACCAUUGGACCUUCCGGAGGCAAAAGAGGAUAUCAGGGGAUCACGGGUGCACCGUCGGUCGGUCUUGCAUGGUACAUCGAGGGUAUGUUAAUACCUGAAUUAUAUUUACGUCGAGGUUUGACCUACAGUUUUCGCGUUCACGGUGGCAAUAAUCCGCACAGUGCAGAGCUAUAUCAUCCGUUAAUAAUAACGGAUGAGUCUCACGGUGGAUAUGAUACGCUCAGCGAUCUCGCGCAAAGCAAGAUCAGAGUAUUGGCUGGUGUUGAACUGACUAGAAGAGGUCGACCACGACCCACCGCAGUCGGGCCACUUUGUUUAAGUAAACAUAACGGUCGAGACAGAAGACUGGACGACAAUUUCCCAUCGUUCAAAAAAUUCAAUCGGACCCUCGUGCAAACUUGUGAGCCAGGAGAAGGCGGCACAUUAGUAAUAAGUCCAAACUCAUCAUGGCCCGACCUGGUUUACUAUCACUCGUUCACACACGCAAAUAUGGGAUGGAAGAUUCAUGUAGUCGAUUCUUAUACGAGAAAUGGUGCGAUCAUACAUAAAUCGUCAUUCCUCAUUGCAAUCGUGACUGUGUUUUUCCGUCCACUAUAAAAUUAGAUAUAAAAUACAAAGAAAUAUAUGCUCCAUAUAUUUUCUUAAUCGUAAAAAUUCGUUACACUAUGUGCAUAUCUCGAUGACAAAAAUUAUAAAUCACUGUAUCGUUUUUUAUAUCGUUUGGAAUAUCGAGAAAUAUUAGCAUGACAGAUUCCUUUAAAUUAUGUAUGUUACAAAUUUUUAUUAUUUAGUAAUCAAAUCGUAACGAAUAAUUUCUCAUUGCAAUUAAGAAUAUAUUUUUUGCGUUUUCAAUUGCUAUGAAGUGUUUAAUUCUAU